AUGAAAGUUACUAUUCGAAAAUGGCAGACCGUAUCUUCGUGGCAUUGGGAUGUUAGUGAAGAAUGUUGUGGUAUAUGUCGUAUGCAAUUCGACGCUUGUUGUGUUGACUGCAAAAUGCCAGGUGACGAUUGUCCUCCAGUUUGGGGUGCUUGUAAACACGCCUUUCAUAUGCAUUGUAUCUUAAAAUGGUUAAAUUCUAAUCAACAACAAUGCCCAAUGUGUCGAUCUAAUUGGGAAUUUGUUACUACCGAUUAG
Molecule: messenger RNA, 255 nt
Organism: Cavenderia fasciculata
Lineage: Eukaryota; Evosea; Eumycetozoa; Acytosteliales; Cavenderiaceae
Gene: anapc11
Product: anaphase promoting complex subunit 11
Exons: 2
Coding region: 1-255 (84 amino acids)
Biological process (GO): protein ubiquitination; positive regulation of mitotic metaphase/anaphase transition; anaphase-promoting complex-dependent catabolic process
Cellular component (GO): nucleus; anaphase-promoting complex
Molecular function (GO): cullin family protein binding; zinc ion binding; ubiquitin protein ligase activity
Source: RefSeq, a predicted model, not a curated record